AUGGAGAAUUACAUUGCCGUAACGUGUGGUAAUCAAACUGCAAGAGAAUCAACAGCAUUUAACUCCUUUGGGAAACAAGUUCUAAUGAAUCUGCAAACGACAACACCCAAAAGACAAGGGUUUUUUCCAGCCACAAAAGCAGAAUUGCCUGAGAAUGGUUCAACUAUUUAUGCGUUUGCUCAGUGUACUGAAACUAUCACACAGAAUGGGUGCCUCAAUUGCUUGAACAGCGGGUAUAACAAUAUGCUUACUUGUUUUCCAAAUUCUGAUGGUAAGGUCUUUGCAUCUGGAUGCUUCAUGAGAUACUCCACCACUUCCUUCUGUCCUGAUAAUUAUCAGACCAUUGAGGUCGCUCCCUUAUUAGGCAAACAAAAGAGUUGUAUUUUCUUUUUUGCUCCUUCUUCUAGUACUGCAUCUUCAUCAUCUGCUCGUUUCAUCCCUGACACUGUCCUUGGCUGCUCUUUUUUUCUCGUGCCUUUAGAAUUCAAUUCUUCCUUCAGCUUUCACAUCUCCGAUCCUUCGCUUGAUCUUUUUCCAAGUGACUUUAAUGCAUAUUCCCCUGUAGAGCUCAUUACUGUCACGCCUCAAGAUGUUUCCACACAAGCCACGUCUCUUGUGCUCGAACCUAAAUCCUUUAAGGAAGCCUCUUAUGAUCCCUUAUGGCAGCAAGUUAUGAACGAAAAAUUGCAGGCUUUGGAAAAAAUACACACUUGGGAUCUUAUUGACCUUCCUUCUGGUAAAACUCUUAUUGGCUGUCGAUGGGUGUAUAAAAACAAGACUCAUUUUGAUGGCUCUUUAAAGCAAUGUAGUGAUGAUACAGGAGUCCAGGAGCUCAAGAUAUACUUGGGGCAGCAAUUUGAAAUGAAGGAUCUUGGUAACUUGAACUAUUUUCUUGGACUUGAGGCUCAAACAAGAAAGGGGACAUCUAUUGGUGGAGUUGUUGGAGGUGUAGCUUUUCUUUUGAUCCUCUUUGCAUUAUUUGCCUGGAUUAGACGAUCAAAAACCCCCAGAGGAGAUAAAAUAAUUGGAGCAAGCAAGUUAGAUGGCCUAGUUACUUACAGUUAUGAGGAUUUGAAGUUUGCAACCAACAAUUUUAGUGAAGAGAACAAACUAGGACAAGGAGGGUUUGGUGUUGUAUACAAGGGUGCUCUGAAAAAUGGGAAAGUAGUUGCAAUCAAGAAAUUAAAUUUUCGUCAAUUCACAAGGAUGGAGGAAGAUUUUGAAAGUGAAGUGAAGCUGAUAAGUAAUGUUCAUAAUCUAAAUCUUGUUCAACUUCUAGGAUGUUGCAAUAAAGGGAAACACAGAAUUCUUGUUUAUGAGUACAUGAAAAAUAACAGUCUUGACAAAUUCUUAUUUGUUUAUGUUGCAUAUUUGUCAGAGGAUGCAUGGCACUGA
Molecule: messenger RNA, 1395 nt
Organism: Prosopis cineraria
Lineage: Eukaryota; Viridiplantae; Streptophyta; Magnoliopsida; Fabales; Fabaceae
Exons: 9
Coding region: 1-1395 (464 amino acids)
Biological process (GO): protein phosphorylation
Molecular function (GO): ATP binding; protein kinase activity
Source: RefSeq, a predicted model, not a curated record